AUGUCUCUUCCAACUCGACAAACAGCUAUUGUCAACCCUCCUCCACCAGAAUACAUAAACACUAAGAAAAAUGGGCGAGUGACAAAUCAGCUGCAGUACCUGCAGAGAGUUGUCCUGACGGCUUUAUGGAAGCAUAAUUUUUCAUGGCCUUUUCAACAGCCUGUGGAUGCUGUGAAACUAAAGUUGCCUGAUUAUUACACCAUUAUAAAAGCCCCAAUGGAUUUAAAAACAAUUAAGAAGCGACUGGAGAAUAAAUAUUAUGUGAAGGCUUCAGAAUGUAUAGAAGACUUCAACACAAUGUUCUCAAACUGUUAUCUAUACAACAAGCCUGGAGAUGACAUUGUUCUUAUGGCUCAAGCUCUAGAGAAGUUAUUUAUGCAGAAAUUAUCUCAAAUGCCAAAAGAUGAGCAAGUUGUGGUUGGUAAGGAAAGGAUAAAGAAAGUGGCUACUCAACCAAAGAUGCCGGUCUCCUCUGUUAAAGAACAGAUUUCCUCCAAGGCAACAGAAGAUGUGUUUAAGCAGCAAGAGAUUCCAUCUGGAUUUCCUGAGACACCACUCUCUCACCUAAACAAGGCACAAGAAGCUCCCUCCACUUCUGACUCAAAAACUGUACUCCAAAUUACAAAGGGGGUAAAGAGGAGCACAGAUGCAACAACUCCUACAACUUCUACAGUUAAAGCAAGUAGUGAAUCUCCUCCAACAGUGAGAGAAGAAAAAUCAACAAAUAUGUCAAUGAAAGAGGGCACACUGAAGAACAUUUUGACAGAUUCUCAGCAACAACAUAGAGCUGGAAAGCCUGUCAAAGUAACCAAACAAUUAAAGUACUGUAGUGAAAUUCUUAAAGAGAUGCUUGCAAAGAAGCAUUUAUCAUACUCGUGGCCCUUUUACAACCCCGUUGACACUAAUGCUUUGGAACUCCGUAACUACUAUGAAGUUGUCAAAAAUCCAAUGGAUCUUGGAACUAUAAAGAGGAAAAUGGAUAGCCAAGAAUAUAAGGACGCCUAUGAAUUUGCUGCAGAUAUGAGAUUAAUGUUCAUGAACUGCUACAAAUAUAAUCCUCCAGAUCACCAAGUAGUCACAAUGGCUCAAAGCCUGCAGGAUAUUUUUGAGAUCUGUUUUGCCAGAAUCCCUGAUGAACCUGCUGAAAAUAUGCCUACAUGUCACUUUACAACCGACCACACAAAAACUCUCUGCAGAGAGAGCAGCAGUGAUGCUUCCUCAGAAGAGAGCUCUUCUGAUGAUUCUGAAGAUCGAGUCCAGCGUCUUGCAAAACUUCAGGAGCAGCUUAAUACUGUCCAUCAGCAGCUACAGGUUCUAACUCAAGUUCCUUUCCAUAAGCUAAGAACAAGGAAGGAGAAGCCUAAAAGGGCACCAAAAAGAAAACCGACUAGUAACAGAGACGAAAAUCCAAAGAAAAAGUUUAAGGAAAUGAAACCAAAGGAAAAGUCCAAGAGCAAUCAACCAAAGAAGAAACCGCUUCCGAAGUCUGAUGAUGAAGAAACAGCUAAGCCUAUGAACUACGAUGAGAAAAGGCAGCUAAGUUUGGAUAUAAACAAACUUCCGGGAGAGAAACUUGGGCGAAUAGUUCAUAUAAUACAAUCAAGAGAACCUUCAUUGAGAAAUUCCAAUCCCGAUGAGCUCGAGAUAGACUUUGAGACACUGAAGUCAUCCACACUACGGGAACUGGAAAAAUACGUCGUGGCUUGUCUGAGGAAAAGACCACUGAAGACCCAGGCCAAGAAAACGGCCAAGUCCAAAGAAGAACUCCAUACACAGAAAAAGCAGGAACUGGAACUGCGGUUACUGGAUGUCAACAAUCAACUGAAUUGCAGAAAGCGACAGACCAAGCAGCCAGCGAAACGUGAGAAGCCGCCGCCAGGGGCAGCUCAGCCACCUCAAGCAUCGCAGGUACCCACAGAGCUGGUGAGGGUAUCCCGCUUGAGCGACAGCAGCUCCAGCUCUGGGUCCGCGAGCAACAGCAGCAGCAGCAGCAGCAGCAGCAGCAGCAGCAGCAGCAGCAGCAGCAGCAGCAGCAGCAGCAGCAGCGAUUCGAGCUCAGACAGCAGCGAUGCGGAACCAGAAAUACUUGCUAAUUUUGCUGGAGUAAAACAGAAUGAUGUUCCUCCAGAAGAUAAUAUAAAGCAGAUACCAUCUUCUGUGCAAGACAUAGCCUCUGUAGAACCUUCCUUCAUUCAGCAGAUUGCAUCACCAUGCACAGCAGCAGCCAGUCACCCCCAGCCCUCCCUGGGCUACCUUGCAUCUGAAUACAUGUUGUGUGUGGAGAAUGGUACACCUACGCAGACUCAGCCUCCUUCAGGUGAUUCCAAACAAGGCCUGAAUGGCCUCAGUGUGAUGUGUCCAUCUGGGGACAAUGACAUGAUAAGGCUGGAACCUGAGUGUCAAGUUCCUCUGCAGAAGGAUAUAAAGAUUAAGAAUGCAGACUCUUGGAAACGUUUAGGCAAACCAGUAAAAUCAUCAAAUGUACUAAAGUCCUCAGAUGAGCUUUUCAACCAGUUUAGAAAAGCUGCAAUAGAAAAAGAAGUAAAAGCUCGAACACAAGAACAAAUACAGAAACAUCUGGAACAAAACUCAAAGGAACCAAAAGCAUCAGAAGAAAGUCAGAGGGAGCUUAGAAAUGGAUUGACUCUUGAAUCUCUUUCAAACAAAAUACAAAGCAAGUGUCUCGGAGAAGAACAGAAAGAACAGGAAGGUCAGGAUAAAAGCAUGCUCCAGCUUCUCCAGGACCGAAACCUAGCGAGGGAGAAGGAGCAGGAACGGAGAAGGAGAGAGGCAAUGGCGGGUACCAUUGAUAUCACUCUUCAAAGAGACAUUAUGACAAUGUUUGAAAAUAACUUCUAUUAAAACUCAG
Nannospalax galili (Upper Galilee mountains blind mole rat) is the source of this 2869-nucleotide messenger RNA. RefSeq names its product bromodomain testis associated (gene Brdt). Gene Ontology annotation, cellular component: nucleus; chromatin. The transcript is spliced from 17 exons. The record is from RefSeq and is a predicted model, not a curated record. Gene Ontology annotation, biological process: chromatin remodeling; positive regulation of transcription elongation by RNA polymerase II. Lineage: Eukaryota; Metazoa; Chordata; Mammalia; Rodentia; Spalacidae. Bases 1 to 2862 code for a protein of 953 amino acids.